AUGCUCCUCGUUCUCGUCAAUCCCGUCUGCGGCGACAAAUCCGCAGCCGCCUUCUUCGCCGCCCAUGUCGUCCCCCGUCUCAACGAGCACACCGCUGUACAUGUCCAGACAACUUCCGCAGGCCAUGCGGGCAGAGUCGUCGUCGAGCAUGCAACACGCCCGCUCACCCUCGUCCUCGGCUCCGGCGACGGCACUCUCCACGACAUCCUCAACGCCCUCCACGCAGCCAGCAUAACCACUCCCGUCCACUUUGUCCUCGUCCCUUGUGGAACUGCCAAUGCCCUUUAUUCCUCCCUCUUUCCUCCGCCCCCAGUCCCCGAUCUCGCCUACAAGCUCCAAUCUCUUCAUGCCUUCCUCCAGAACAAGGCAACCACCACCCUCCUCUCUCUGGCUACUACAACCAUCUCGGCCCAGAACGCGCCCGUAAGCACCUCCAUCGCCUCCGUCGUCGUCUCCACUGCCCUCCACGCCUCCAUCCUCCAUGACUCGGAGGCCUUGCGAGAACGUCAUCCCGGCAUCGAAAGAUUCAAACUUGCUGCUCAGCAGAACAGCACCAAGUGGUACAACGCCCGUCUCAACCUCACUCCAUCCUCUCUCGGCUUUGUUCAGAUCUACAACCCCUCCUCCAAGUCCUUGAUACCCCAUCCAGACUCCUCAAAUGAUUCCCCCGCUGUAGAGAUCCAAGGCCCCUUUGCCUACUUCCUCUCCACCGUCAACGUCGAUCGUCUAGAGCCCGCCUUUAGAAUCGCCCCUUUGGCCAGGGCCAUCCCUCCCUCUGCUCCGGCUUUCGACAUUGUCGUCCUCCGGCCCCUCAGAGACCCCACCAUCCACCAAGAUACACCCGACGCUCGCUCAUCUUUUGUCGCAAAGACCUGGAAGGUCCUCGGAGGCGCCUACCAAGAUGGUCAGCACGUUGAAUUCGUUUACACCGAGCAAGGCGACAUUGCUUCUGGAGUUCAUGGUGUCUCCGUCAUCGAGUACUUCCGUUGUGGUGGUUGGCAAUGGACUCCCGACGAUGCUGAUCCUGAUGCGCAUCUUGUCUGUUCCGACGGUGCCAUAUCGACCAUUCCUCCUCACGGGAAAGCUACCGCCGCCGUCGAUACCUUCUCUCACCAUUUUUCUGUAUACAACUGA
This is a messenger RNA of Cyclocybe aegerita, 1134 nucleotides long. The record is from the annotation of a GenBank genome assembly. NCBI's taxonomy places the organism in Eukaryota, Fungi, Basidiomycota, Agaricomycetes, Agaricales, Hemipholiotaceae.